Messenger RNA from Lucilia cuprina (Australian sheep blowfly), 1951 nucleotides. RefSeq names its product peptidoglycan-recognition protein LE (gene PGRP-LE). The transcript has 5 exons. Bases 792 to 1697 code for a protein of 301 amino acids. Lineage: Eukaryota; Metazoa; Arthropoda; Insecta; Diptera; Calliphoridae. The record is from RefSeq and is a predicted model, not a curated record. Gene Ontology annotation, molecular function: zinc ion binding; N-acetylmuramoyl-L-alanine amidase activity. Gene Ontology annotation, biological process: peptidoglycan catabolic process.
AAUUUUGCAGAUAUCUUAUUGAACAAAGUCUGUUCGUUUGUACAAAUAAGUUUUGACAGUCUGAUAGACUGACAGAUUAUAUAAUUAUUGAAGAUUCGGAUUUCGUAGAUAUCUUAUUGAACGAAGUUUGUCCGUUUGUGCAAAUAGGUUUUGACAGUCUGAUAGACAGACAGAAAGAAAGAAGGACAUUACCUAUAUUUAUGUUAGGAAAAUUGUAGAAUUUACGAACGGAAUGACAAAAACUGAAAAAAAUUACUAAAAGAAUCUUCAACAAUAAUUUUGAUCCCUCCUAAUAUUUAUAUUAUACAUUUUGCUUUGUAACAUUUAUCGUAUCUUUAUAAUUUACUAUAUUUCUUUUUGUUUGUUUUUGACUAAUGUUUAUAAAUAAAUUUCACAAAUAAUUGUUAAAAAUUGUAUAAAGCAAGUGUAAAAAUAUUGGAAACAUAGACACAAAUAAAAUUCAAUAAAAACCACAUAAAAAUAAAUAAAAUAAAAGAAGAAUAACAAAGAAAAAAUUGUGUUGAUGGUCAAGAAUUGUAAAAAUUAAGGCAAAAAUUAAUAAAAAUACAUAUAACUUUUGAGAAAUUCAAUGGGAAAAUAAACUCGUAGAUAAGAUAAACCAAAUUCAUAAGUACAUACAAAGUUAUAAAUAAUCAAUAAUCACGAGGAUAUAACUCUAAUAAAUAUUGAAAUAUAUAAACUAUUAAAAAAGUAUCUUAAAUAUUUGAUAAUAGACGGAUUUAAUUUAUAUACAUAUAAACACGCUAAUUAGGCAAGUGCUGUGUAAAAAUAUGUCUAAACUACCCUCAAAUAAAAGUGAUGAAAUUAGAAGUUGGUUAAAUUCUAUAGAUAUAAAUGAAGAUGCUGAGCUAAGCGACGUAGAGGAAUCAUGUUCAGUCAGUGUAGUUGAAUCGAGUAUAAUAGAAUCAUCAUCCAGUUCAUCUGACUCCGGUGAUGAAGUGGCCUUGGGCCAGAGUUCUCAUAAUCAUAUUAAAGAAUACAAUAAUAAUUUAUUGCCACAGAUUCCUGCACUCAGUUUUAACAACGUUAAUAUCUGCAAUUCCUCAAAUGUUUAUUUGGGAAAUAUUUACAGUGUAAAUGGAACUUUAAAUAUAAAUGUGAUUAAUGGCGAAGAAAAGCCUCAGGAAGAUCAGGAACCGACAGCAAAAAAGUCACCCGUUAUUAGACCUGCCUGUCUGAUAUUUCCACGUUAUCGUUGGCUGGCUAUGGAUCCUCUUAGUGAAUCUAAUAAAUUACCAAAACCAGUAGAAUUUAUAUCAAUUGGAUAUACCGCCACUACUAGUUCAACGGUGCAAGCUCGAAAUAUAGGCAUAAUAAGGGAUUACCAAACCCUUAAUGUUGAGGCUCAAGGUUUUAACGAUAUAAUUUAUAAUUUUCUUAUCGGCUGUGAUGGUACUAUAUAUGAAGGUCGUGGCUGGGGUGUAGAGGGUGAGCACACUGCUGGUUAUAAUCAUAAAUCCAUAGGUAUUGCAAUAGUUGGUAAUUUUAAGCAAGAACUGCCUCCCGAAAGAACUUUUAAAGCUUGCCAAAAGCUAAUAACUCGCGGUAUUGAAGAAGGUCAUCUAUCGAAAGACUAUAAAAUAUUUGCACCGCCCACAGCAAAUUACAAUUUAUUAAAUGAGGAACUAAAAAAAUGGGACCAUUUUUGGGAUAUACAAAAUUGCAAUGAAAGUUGAUGGGUGGACAACGACAAUUGUCUAUAUUGGAGAAUACAUUCGACUAUUUUAAAGAAUGUUAUUAUUAUCCGAAGAAAAUGGGAAGGAAAUUACUUAGAACUCAGGCAAAUAUGCUUAAUGUAAUUUUGCUUUGAUUGAUUAGUAGGCGAAAUAAUGAAGCUUGUCUGGCUGUUAAGUGUUUAUAAUUAAGGACAAUAAUUUUUGUAUUGUAUACAAAUAAAAUUAAAGAAAUUUUUUGUAUGUAUUACUAAAAA